This is a messenger RNA of Pelobates cultripes (western spadefoot toad), 219 nucleotides long. The record is from the annotation of a GenBank genome assembly. NCBI's taxonomy places the organism in Eukaryota, Metazoa, Chordata, Amphibia, Anura, Pelobatidae.
AUGAGGACCAGGGAAAAGGAAAUUAAAGAUCUUGUCCACGACAUACACGCAUUGGAGACGACUCAUAAAGCUGACCAAACACUGACCAGCUUCCAGGAACUGGCUGCACUACGAGGCAAACUAGCUACCCUCCUGCAUGGCCGCUACCAAAGACAACUCCAACGCUCAAAAACAUACUUCUACGUUAGCAGUGAUAAGUGCGUCAGAUUACUGGCCUGA